UCUUCACAUUUGCUUGAGGAAAGUGAAUCUCUGACGAUGCCUGAACCAGCGAAGACAGCGCCCAAGAAGGGCUCCAAGAAAGCCGUGGCCAAGACCGCCGGCAAGGGCGGCAAGAAGAGGAGAAAGACCAGGAAGGAGAGCUACGCCAUCUACGUGUACAAGGUGCUGAAGCAGGUCCACCCCGACACCGGAAUCUCCUCCAAGGCCAUGAGCAUCAUGAACUCCUUCGUCAGCGACAUCUUCGAGCGUAUCGCCGGUGAGGCCUCCCGCCUGGCUCACUACAACAAGCGCUCCACCAUCACCUCCAGGGAGAUCCAGACCGCCGUCCGCCUGCUGCUCCCCGGGGAGCUGGCCAAACACGCCGUGUCUGAGGGCACCAAGGCCGUCACCAAGUACACCAGCUCCAAGUAAACAGCUCUGCUAUAACAACAACAACCCAACGGCUCUUUUAAGAGCCACCCACUCUCUCUACAAAGACAAAACCUUCCUCUGCUUUGUGUCGUACAAAUAUAAUCUGUUCAUAAUUAAUACAAAUACCAACAAUAGUGGAGUUGAAGUCUAAAGUCCCAACAUCAUCCUUCACUAAGAAAUAAGCUUAUCAUCCUCUUGGCACAUGCUAAGAACUCACUUCUCUUUGUAUCU
Seriola aureovittata is the source of this 642-nucleotide messenger RNA. Its product is annotated as histone H2B 1/2. The record is from RefSeq and is a predicted model, not a curated record. The transcript has a single exon. NCBI's taxonomy places the organism in Eukaryota, Metazoa, Chordata, Actinopteri, Carangiformes, Carangidae. Bases 37 to 411 code for a protein of 124 amino acids. Gene Ontology annotation, cellular component: nucleosome. Gene Ontology annotation, molecular function: structural constituent of chromatin; DNA binding; protein heterodimerization activity.